Messenger RNA from Sturnus vulgaris (Common starling), 3617 nucleotides. It is a transcript of the gene ZBTB1, whose product is annotated as zinc finger and BTB domain containing 1. Gene Ontology annotation, molecular function: protein binding; DNA-binding transcription factor activity, RNA polymerase II-specific. Gene Ontology annotation, cellular component: nucleus. Gene Ontology annotation, biological process: regulation of transcription by RNA polymerase II. NCBI's taxonomy places the organism in Eukaryota, Metazoa, Chordata, Aves, Passeriformes, Sturnidae. The record is from RefSeq and is a predicted model, not a curated record.
UUUCAUUUCAAUUAGGCUGUUCUCUAUACCCUCUUCUGGUUCCUCACCCCCUCAAGCCUGUGCAGUUGGAACAGCUUAUGUGUAUCAGUAGAGGUUUUCCAAAGUGAGUCGUGACUAGGCCACACGUGGUGAAGUUUGUCUUUAAUCAAAUGCACACCUCCUGUAUACAGUGCAUUUCUUCUGGAUACCUUUUGUUAACAUAAACCGUGAUGUUUUCUUUUCUCUCGAGGACGAGUUAGUCCUUUCACAUAGAGCAGCCCUCAGCACUGGCAGACCUUUCUCUCCUGUCUUUGCCGAGGCUUCAUUUCACCGUGGCUCCACCUCUGGCUCUCUCAGUUCUCCAUUGCUGAGUUUUUCUUUGUCCGGUUUCCCAUCUACGUGUUUUGGUUACAUUUCAGCUCUCUGAACGAGCGGUUUUGAGAGCAGUUGGAGGCACGGCGUGCACCACUUCCUGCCUCUGCAGUCCCUGUGGCUGUCACGCAGCUCGCCUGGUCACCAUCUGCAGCGGGCUCGACCGUGGGACGUGCCACCACAGCCCGGCUGCCCUCUGCUUCUCAGAAGGCGUUUGAGUUUGCAGUUCCUGGUCUGCAGGAGCCUUGCAGAGAAGGUUGAGAUGGUCCCUCAGCUGCCACGAAGGGCAAAAUGUAUGGAGUAGCUUGUGUGGGUGCUCUGUUGUCUCUUAAUUUCCUUUAAUGGGGAGGGAAAGACCAGUUUGAGCCUGGCCUGGUUUCCAGUGUGCGUUGCAUCAUGUGCCCGUUGGACUGGCAGGUAAAAAGGCAAGUUGAGACUGAAGAGUGGUUUCUGACAGCCAGCUUACCUUGUAUAGGUGUUGUCCUGGGGCCAUCUUACAGAAGUCUACUCUGUGAAGUUUUUGAAGUUCUGUGUUCAGAAUUCAUAUCUGAAAACCUUGGCUGUAGGACUUUGAGACAUAUUUGCUAAUUUAUAUUCUAGCAGCUCUGAUUGACGUGUGUCUUGGUUAUGUUUAUUAGUUUACUAGUCUUGUAAGUCUAGUGGUGAGCACAUGGAAUUAUGGAUGUUUUCACUGGCAUCAAUAUUCAUAAGUAGCUACCAGCAGAGACCUCCAGACAGGAAGCUGUGCCGCAGACUGGCAGAAUAGGAAGAUCUAGAGAGAAAAGAGAUGGCAGUUCCUCCCUGCGUUUAAGUAGGCUUUGGGUUUUGUGCUCGUGAUUUAACAGAUACCUUUUUCUUUAUGCAGGGCUGUAAUCGAAGUACAAGAUGGCAAAAACCAGCCAUAGCAACUAUGUCCUUCAGCAGCUAAACAAGCAAAGAGAGUGGGGCUUUCUGUGCGACUGCUGCAUCGCUAUCGAUGAUAUUUAUUUCCAAGCACAUAAAGCAGUCCUUGCUGCCUGCAGCGCCUAUUUUAGGAUGUUUUUUAUGAACCAUCAAAACACUACAGCCCAGCUGAAUCUAAGCAACAUGAAGAUUAGUGCUGAAUGCUUUGAUCUUAUUUUACAGUUCAUGUAUUUAGGAAAAAUUAUGACAGCCCCUGCCAAUUUUGAGCAAUUUAAAGUGGCCAUGAACUAUUUACAGCUAUAUAACGUACCUGAGUGUCUAGAAGAUAUACAGGACACAGACUCAUCUAGUUUAAAAUGUUCAUCUCCUGCUUCUAGCACCCAGACUGGUAAAAUGAUAUUUGGUGUGAGAAUGUAUGAAGACGCACUUGCUAGAAAUGGCAGCGAAGCAAACAGGUGGGGCAUGGAGCCACCAAGUUCAACGGUAAAUACGUCCCAUAACAAAGAGCCUGAGGAAGAAACUUUGCAGCUCAACAGCUUCCCUGAGCAACUGUUUGAUGUCUGCAAAAAAAGCACCACGUCCAAAUUCUCUCACACGAAAGAGCGCGUGUCACACUCGCGCCGGUUUGGAAGGAGCUUCACCUGCGACAGCUGCGGGUUUAGUUUUAGCUGUGAAAAGCUACUGGAUGAGCAUGUGUUAACAUGCACCAACAGGCAUUCCUACCAAAGUGCCAGGUACUACACUGCUGAGAAAAUAGACUUUAGUGAAAAGAACUCUACUUCUAAAAUGAUCUCCACACAAACAGAAAAGUACAAGGGAGACUCGAACCACGCUGCGGACGAUUCAUCGUCUCCCGUGUCAAACGUCACGAGCAGAAAAAGCAGCACGGUUGCCUCUGAGACAUCAGGUGAAGAAGGAAGUAGAGCCUCUGAGAGGAAGAGGAUUAUCAUCAAGGUAGAGCCAGAGGACAAUCCUACAGAUGAGCUGAAGGAUUUUAAUAUUAUCAAGGUGGCAGAUAAAGACUGCAAUGAGUCUUCUGACAAUGACGACCUAGACGAUGAACAAGAAGAGCCGCUUUACAGAUACUACGUCGAGGAGGAGAUGAGAGAGAAGAGAAAUGCUCGGAAGACUCUAAAGCCUCGUUUAUCCAUGGAUGAGGAUGAAAGAAAGUGUUUGAAAAGUCCACGGCACCUUAACAGCAAGGCUCCUUCAGUGCAGGAGGAUGUGGAGAAUGCUCCCUGUGAACUUUGUGGGCUAACAAUCACUGAGGAAGAUUUGUCCUCUCAUUAUUUAUCCAAACACAUAGAAAAUAUAUGUGCUUGUGGCAAGUGUGGUCAAAUACUGGUCAAAGGCAAGCAGCUACAGGAUCAUGCACAGACUUGUGGAGAACCCCAGGAUCUGACCAUGAAUGGGAUCAGAAAUUCUGAGGAGAAAAUGGACUUGGAAGAAAACCCCGAGGAGCAGUCAGAAAUAAGGGACAUGAUGUUUGCAGAGAUGCUAGAGGACUUCAGGGACAGUCACUUCCAAAUGAACAGCCUUCAAAAAAACCAGUUGUACAAGCAUUCUGCCUGUCCUUUCCGAUGCCCUAAUUGCGGCCAGCGUUUUGAUACUGAAAACCUAGUGGUUGAACAUAUGUCAAACUGCCUGGAGCAAGAUCUGUUCAAGAACUCCAUGCUGGAAGAGAACGAGAGGGAUCACAGGCGUAAGCAUUUCUGCAACCUUUGCGGGAAAGGAUUUUAUCAGCGUUGCCACUUGCGGGAACACUAUACCGUUCAUACCAAGGAAAAACAGUUUGUUUGUCAGACAUGUGGGAAGCAGUUCUUAAGAGAGCGCCAGUUGCGGCUCCACAAUGAUAUGCACAAAGGCAUGGCCAGUAGUGAAAUAGGGACUUCUAAGCUUCUGAACAACUGAGAGAACCAGAUUUGGAGAAGACAUGAGGAAGAACUGGUCGGCAAAAGAUUUCAUAAAAACUCAGAACCUCGUGUGCCAGAUCUGAAUUGGCACCACCUUUGCUUUUUUGACAUACUGCAGCAGUCGCAAAAGGCACCAAAGCAGUCAAAUUAGAACAUGCAGUAAAAGUUGUUUUGGACUCUUCUAUGUAUCAUAAAUCUUACUUCCUUGUGACUAUUACUUACAGCUGUAAAAAACAAAUUUGAAGUCUUUCAUGCAGCAGACAGCCAAAAGAGGCAGAUGCCAGGUGUUAAGGGCUGCACUGAAAUGAAUUUGCAAAAUUUCUAUUCACAUGCUGGAGUGCUUCUUUUCUGAAAUGAGGCUUCUUAGAGUUGCUGUCAAAAACUGUGUAGAUUUUUUAGUUCAUACAUUACAAGUGUAUACUCAUGCACAAUGCUAAACUAUCAAGUGUU